CGGGAGGGGAGCCGGCCGCCGCAGCCCGCCGCGGGCUUUCUCCCGCCGAGGGGCGAGGAGGAGCCUCCGGCUCCCGAAGGCGAUUGGGGAAUCCCGGGGAGCGGUGCCCCCCUCUCGGGGGUCGCGGACAACUCUGCAGUGUUGGGCAAACUUGGUGCCUGCGCGCCCCUCUCCAGGUUGCGCUGGGACUGUUUUGUUUUUGGCGGAACUGCGGGAAGGAAGAUUGCACAAGUUAGGGGCGUUUUCUAGCGAGUGUCCAAAAAUUUUUUUUCUUUCGGAUCUUGUCCUCCACGUUUCAUUUUCAAAAAAAACAUCGCACCACCCAACUCACGCUCGCACACCCCCCCAGCGAUCACCACGACCCAAACCCAGAGCGCGGAGCCGGGGGCCCGCCAGGACGCGGGAGCAGGCAUUGAUGUUGACCAUCAUAGAAAACCGCAAGUAAAGUCUUUGGAUUAUAUUGAAAUUCAGCAAAGAUGGCCAAGUAUGGAGAACAGGAGGCCAGACCUGAUGAUGGACAGAAUGAGUUCAGUGACAUCAUUAAGUCCAGAUCUGAUGAACACAAUGACGUGCAGAAGAAAACGUUUACCAAAUGGAUAAAUGCACGAUUUUCAAAGAGUGGGAAACCACCCAUCAGUGAUAUGUUCACAGACCUCAAAGAUGGAAGGAAGCUACUGGAUCUUCUAGAAGGUCUUACGGGCACAUCACUGCCAAAGGAACGUGGUUCCACAAGGGUACAUGCUUUAAAUAAUGUCAACAGAGUGCUGCAGGUCUUACAUCAGAACAAUGUGGACUUAGUGAAUAUCGGAGGAACUGACAUUGUAGAUGGAAACCCCAAGCUGACUCUGGGACUACUUUGGAGCAUCAUUUUGCACUGGCAGGUGAAGGAUGUCAUGAAGGACAUCAUGUCAGAUCUACAGCAGACCAACAGCGAGAAGAUUCUGCUGAGCUGGGUACGCCAGUCCACCAGGCCGUACAGCCAGGUCAACGUCCUCAACUUCACCACCAGCUGGACAGAUGGACUCGCCUUCAAUGCCCUGCUCCACCGACAUAAACCUGAUCUCUUCAGCUGGGAUAGUGUUGUUGAAAUGUCCCCAAUUGAGAGACUCGAACAUGCCUUCAACAAGGCUCAAACUUAUUUGGGAAUUGAAAAGCUGUUAGAUCCUGAAGAUGUUGCUGUUCAGCUUCCUGACAAGAAAUCCAUAAUUAUGUAUUUAACAUCUUUGUUUGAGGUGCUGCCUCAGCAGGUCACUAUAGAUGCUAUCCGUGAAGUAGAGACUCUGCCAAGGAAAUACAAGAAAGAAUGUGAGGAAGGAGACGUCAGUAUACAGAGCUCAGGACGGGAUGAGCAUGAUAGUCCUCGAGCUGAAACCCCCAGCACUGUCACCGAGGUGGACAUGGAUCUGGACAGCUAUCAGAUAGCCCUGGAGGAAGUGCUGACCUGGCUGCUUUCUGCUGAGGACACUUUCGAGGAGCAGGAUGACAUUUCUGACAACGUUGAAGAAGUCAAAGACCAGUUUGCCACCCACGAAGCUUUCAUGAUGGAGCUGACGGCACACCAGAGCAGCGUGGGGAAUGUCCUGCAGGCAGGAAACCAGCUGAUAACACAGGGGACACUGUCCAAUGAAGAGGAGUUUGAGAUUCAGGAGCAAAUGACCCUGCUGAAUGCCCGAUGGGAGGCACUGAGAGUGGCGAGCAUGAACAGACAGUCCCGGCUGCACGACGCACUGAUGGAACUGCAGAAGCAGCAGCUGCAGCAGCUCUCCGCCUGGUUAACUCUCACAGAGGAACGCAUCCAGAAGAUGGAAACUUGUCCCCUGGACGAUGAUUUAAAAUCCCUGCAGAAGCUGCUAGAAGAUCAUAAAAGUUUGCAAAAUGAUCUUGAGGCUGAACAGCUGAAGGUAAAUUCAUUAACUCACAUGGUGGUGAUUGUUGAUGAAAACAGUGGGGAUAGUGCUACAACUGUGCUGGAAGAUCAGUUACAGAAGCUUGGUGAACGCUGGACAGCAGUGUGCCGUUGGACUGAGGAGCGCUGGAAUAGAUUGCAAGAAAUCAAUAUGUUGUGGCAGGAAUUAUUGGAAGAACAGUGCUUGUUGAAAGCUUGGUUAACUGAAAAAGAAGAGGCUUUAAAUAAAGUGCAGACGACCAACUUCAAAGACCAAAAGGAACUCAGCGUCAGUAUUCGGCGACUGGCUAUUUUGAAGGAAGACAUGGAAAUGAAGCGGCAAGCAUUGGAUCAGCUGAGUGAGAUUGGCCAGGACAUCAGUCAAUUACUUGAUAAUCCCAAGGCAUCUACGAAGAUCAACAAUGACUCAGAGGAACUGACUCAGAGGUGGGAUUCUUUGGUUCAGAGACUAGAAGAUUCUUCCAACCAGGUGACUCAGGCUGUUGCAAAGCUGGGGAUGUCCCAAAUUCCUCAGAAGGAUCUUUUGGAGACUGUUCGAAUAAGGGAACAAGUAACUACAAAAAGAACGAAGCAAGAACUGCCCCCGCCUCCUCCCCCAAAGAAGAGACAGAUUCCUGUGGAUAUAGAAGCUAAGAAAAAGUUUGAUGCUGUAAGUGCAGAGCUGUUGAGCUGGAUUUUGAAAUCAAAGAGUACCAUUCAGGCCAUCGAGAUAAAAGAGUAUAAGAAGAUGCAAGAGACUGCAGAAAUGAAAAAGAAGUUGAAGGGAUUGGAGAAAGAACAGAAAGAAAGAACCCCUAGACUGGAAGAAUUCAGCCAAACUGGACAGAUCCUUUUGGAGCAUAUGGGAAAAGAAGGCCUUCCUACUGAAGAAAUAAAAGGUGUUCUGGAGAACAUAUUAACAGAGUGGACGACUGUCUCUGAGCAGCUGGAAGAAGUGGCAAGAAAGAUCCAGCUACAAGAAGAUAUCACUGCCUACUUUCGGCAACUUGAUGAGCUUGAGAAAACCAUCAGGGCAAAGGAGAGGGCCCACCAGGCUCCCUUUGCAGGCUCUCCACAACAGUCCUUGCCCAGCACGCGGGACUCCUGUCAGCGGGAAUUGACAAAUCUCCUCAGCCUCCAGCCCAAAAUUGAAACACUACGUGCAAGGUGCUCAGCACUGAAGUCACAGCCCUCUGCUCCUGACUUUGUACAGCAGGCUUUUGAUAGCUUUCUGGGACACUACCAAGCUGUGCAACAGGAUUUAGAGGACUGUCAGCAACAGCUGGAGAAUGACCUGAAGAGCCAACCUGGAUGUGCACAUUUGGAAACACUGAAAACAUUAAAGGAUUUGCUAAAUGAUUCAGAAAAUAAGGCUCAGACAUCUUUGAGUGUCUUGAAUGAUCUUGCAAAGGUGGAGGAGGCCCUGCAAGAAAGAAAGGCCUUUGAUGAGUUUCUUGAGAAUCAAAAACCCACAUUAUAUAAACUUGCAGAAGAAACAAAGACUUUGGGGAAAAAUGUUGCACCAGAUGUAGAAAAAAUGUAUAAGCAAGAAUUUGAUGAUGUUCAAGGAAAGUGGAACAAACUAAGUGUCAGAGUUUCCAAGGAUUUGCAUUUUCUUGAGGAAAUUACACCCAGGCUCAGGACUUUUGAGGCUGAUUCGAAAGUCAUUGAGAAGUGGAUGGAUGGCGUGAAAGACUUCUUAAUGAAGGAGCAGGCUGUUCGUGGAGACACGCAAGGGCUGCAGAGGCAGCUCGACCAGUGCUCUACAUUUGUUAAUGAAAUAGAAACAAUGGAAUCAUCUCUGAAAGACAUGAAAGACAUAGAAGCUAACCUUCAAAGUUGUCCUAUUGCUGGAAUCAAAAGCUGGGUGCAGACAAAGCUAGUUGACUACCAAACCCAACUGGAGAGAUUAAGCAAGGAGAUUGCUACUCAAAAAAGUAGGUUGUCUGAAAGUCAGGAAAAAGCAGUGAACCUGAAGAAAGACUUGGCGGAGAUGCAGGAGUGGAUGGCCCAGGCUGAGGAAGAAUACCUGGAGAGGGAUUUUGAGUACAAGUCACCGGAAGAACUUGAGAGUGCUGUGGAAGAAAUGAAGAGGGCGGAAGAGGAUGUGUCACAGAAGGAAGUAAGAGUGAAGAUUCUCAAGGACAACAUCAAGUUAUUAGCUGCAAAAGUGCCCUCUGGUGGCCAAGAAUUGACAUCUGAGCUGAAUGAUGUGCUGGAAAACUACCAACUUCUUUGUAACAGAAUUCGUGGCAAGUGCCACACACUAGAGGAGGUGUGGUCUUGUUGGAUUGAACUGCUUCAGUAUUUGGAUCUUGAGAACACCUGGCUAAACACUUUGGAAGAGCGAAUGAGGAUCACGGAAACCCUCCCCGAGAAGACAGAUGCUGUCAAUGAAGCCUUGGAGUCUCUAGAAUCUGUUUUGCGACAUCCAGCAGACAAUCGCACACAAAUUCGGGAACUUGGCCAGACUUUAAUUGAUGGGGGAAUCCUCGAUGACAUAAUCAGUGAGAAAUUGGAGGCUUUCAACAGUCGAUAUGAAGAACUGAGUCGCCUUGCAGAGAGCAAACAGAUUUCAUUGGAAAAGCAGCUCCAGGUCCUCCGGGAAACUGACCACAUGCUUCAAGUCUUGCAAGAGAGCUUAGGGGAGAUGGACAAGCAGCUCACAACUUACCUGACUGAUAGGAUCGAUGCCUUCCAGGUGCCUCAGGAAGCUCAGAAAAUCCAAGCAGAGAUUUCAGCUCAUGAGCUAACUCUGGAGGAGCUGAGAAGAAAUACACGUUCUCAACCUCCCACCUCCCCAAGUGGCAGGACAGCACGUGGCGGGAGCCAGGUGGAUGCACUGCAGAGGAAACUUCGAGAGGUGUCUACCAAGUUCCAACUUUUCCAGAAGCCUGCUAACUUUGAACAGCGCAUGCUUGACUGCAAGCGUGUGCUGGAAGGUGUGAAAUCAGAACUUCACGUCAUGGAUGUGAAGGAAGUGGACCCUGACGUCAUCCAGACCCACCUGGACAAGUGCAUGAAACUGUAUAAAACUUUGAGUGAAGUCAAACUUGAAGUGGAGACUGUCAUCAAGACAGGUAGGCACAUUGUUCAGAAGCAGCAAACUGACAACCCCAAAGGAAUGGAUGAGCAGCUGACAUCUUUAAAGAUCCUCUACAAUGACCUGGGGGCCCAGGUGACAGAGGGAAAGCAGGAUUUGGAGAGAGCAUCACAAUUGGCCCGGAAAAUGAAGAAAGACGCUGCUUCUCUCUCUGAAUGGCUUUCGGUUACUGAAGCGGAAUUGGUACAGAAAUCCACUUCAGAAGGUUUGCUUGGUGACUUGGAUACAGAAAUUUCCUGGGCAAAAACUAUCUUGAAGGAUCUGGAAAAGAGAAAAGCUGACUUAAAUGCCAUCACAGAGAGCAGUGCUGCCCUCCAGAACCUGGUGGAGGGCAGUGAGCCUGUCCUGGAGGCACAGCUGUGUGUGCUCAACGCGGGGUGGAGCCGCGUCCGCACCUGGACUGAGAGCUGGUGCAGCACCUUGAUGAACCAUCAGAACCAGUUGGAAAUAUUUGAUGGGAAUGUUGCUCACAUAAGUACCUGGCUUUAUCAAGCGGAAGCUCUGUUGGAUGAAAUUGAGAAAAAACCAGCAAGUAAACAGGAAGAAAUUGUGAAGCGUUUAGUUUCUGAGCUGGAUGAAACCCACCUCCAAGUGGAAAAUGUCCGAGAUCAAGCCGCUCUUUUGAUGAGUGCACGUGGAGGCUCAGGCAAGGAGCUCGUGGAGCCCAAGUUAGCGGAACUGAAUAGAAACUUUGAGAAGGUGUCUCAGCACAUCAAAAGUGCCAAAUUGCUAAUUGGCCAGGACUCAUCCUCAUACCAAAGUCUGGUCACCACCGAGGCAUUUGAAGCAGAUGUGCCUUUUUCUGAAUUGAAAGUAUUAGAAAAUGAUAUAGAAAAUAUGUUAAAACUUGUGGAGAAACACUUGGAAUCCAGUGAUGAAGAUGAAAAGAUGGAUGAAGAGAGCAUGCAGAUUGAGAAAGUUCUUCAAAGAGGAGAGCAAAUGUUACGUCAACCAAUGGAAGACAAUAAAAAAGAAAAGAUCCGCUCACAGUUGUUACUUUUACACAAAAAAUACAACAAAACUAAGGUAACCCCUCUUCGACAAAGGAAAACAGGUCAACUUGCUUCUGGAAUUCGAUCAGCAUUUCUCCCCACAGAUUACCUAGUUGAAAUUAACAAAGUUUUGCUUUUCAUGGAUGAUGUUGAAUUAUCACUUAAUACUCCAGAGCUGAGCGCUGUUGUCCUUGAAGAUUUCUCUUUUCAUGAAGAUUCUCUGAAGAAUAUCAAGGACCAACUGGACAAACUUGGAGAACAGAUUGCAGUCAUUCAUGAAAAACAGCCAGAUGUUAUCCUUGAAGCUUCUGGACCUGAAGCCAUUCAGAUCCGGGAUACACUUACUCAGUUGAAUGCAAAAUGGGACAGAGUUAACAGAAUGUACAAUGAUCAUAAAGGUUAUCUUGAUAGAGCUGUGGAAGAAUGGAGACAGUUCGAUUGUGACCUUAAUGACCUCGCACAGUGGCUAACGGAAGCUGAAGAGCUGCUGGCUGAUACCUGUGCUCCAGAUGGUGGUCUGGACUUAGAGAGAGCCAGGAGACAUCAGCAGGAACUGGAAGAGGGGAUUAGCAGCCACCAGCCCAGUGUUGCAGCACUAAACAGAACUGGGGAUGAGAUUGUACAGAAACUGCUCCCCACAGAUGGAAGCUUCGUGAAAGACAAGUUGGCAGGCUUAAACCACCGCUGGAGUGCGAUCGUGGCUGACGUGAAGGAUCGAAGGCCAAGGUUAAAAGGAGAAAGUAAGCAGGUGAUGGAAUAUAGAAAAAGACUAGAUGAGCUUAUUUGUUGGUUAACGAAGGCUGAGAAUACUGUGCAGAAGAGAUCAACCACUGAGCUGCAAAAAAACCUGCAAGAAUUAACAGACUUAACCAGGGAAAUGGAUAUUCAAGAUGAAAAACUCAAAUGGUUGAAUAGAAAUGAAUUGGAAAUGCUUUCUGAUAAAAGUCUGAGUUUACAUGAAAGAGAGAAAAUUUCAGAAAGCCUAAAAACUGUAAAUCUGACAUGGAAUAAGGUCUCCAGAGAGGUGCCCAGCACCCUGAAGGAGUGCAUCCAGGAGCCUUGUUCUGUUUCUCAGACAAGAAUUGCUGCUCAUCCUAGUGUCCAAAAGGUGGUGCUAGCAUCAUCUGCGUCAGAUAUCCCUGUUCAGUCUCAUCCUGCUUCGGAAAUCUCGAUUCCUGCUGAUCUGGAUAAAAUGAUAACAGAACUGGCCGACUGGCUGGUAUUGAUCGACCAGAUGCUGAAGUCCAACAUUGUCACUGUCGGGGAUGUGAAGGAGAUCAAUAAGACAGUUUCCCGCAUGAAAAUCACAAAAGCUGAUUUAGAACAGCGCCAUCCUCAGCUUGAUUAUGUUUUCACAUUGGCACAGAAUUUGAAAAAUAAAGCUUCCAGUUCAGAUGUGAGAACAGCAAUCACAGAAAAAUUGGAAAAGGUCAAGAACCAGUGGGACAGCACUCAGCAUGGAGUCGAGUUAAGGCAGCAGCAGCUGGAGGACAUGACCAUCGACAGCCUACAGUGGGAUGACCACAGGGAGGAGACCGAAGAGCUGAUAAGAAAAUAUGAGGCUCGGCUCUAUAUUCUUCAGCAAGCACGGCGGGACCCCCUUAUCAAGCAGAUUUCUGAUAAUCAGAUAUUGCUUCAAGAACUGGGCCCUGGUGAUGGCAUCAUAAUGGCGUUCGAUAAUGUCCUGCAGAAAUUGUUGGAAGAAUACAGUAAUGAUGACACAAGAAAUGUGAAAGAAACAACUGAGUACCUGAAAACAUCAUGGAUCAGUCUCAAACAAAGGAUAAUUUGGAAGCACAUGGAAGGAAAUGAUCAUUGCUCUUCAUUUAUAAUGCAAAUUCUGAGGUGUCUCCAGAAGUGUGGUAAACUUAAAAUGAUGGCUGUGGUGAGAACAUCUCUGCAGAAAGUUGUGGUUUUGUUGCAUCGUUUACAAAGGAUGGCAGUUUCUUCUCCUCGAUAUCAGAAGCUCUGUAAGGACAUCCAGGCAGAAAUUGAUGCCCAUAAUGAUAUAUUUAAAAGCAUUGAUGGAAACAGGCAGAAGAUGGUAAAAGCUUUGGGAAAUUCUGAAGAGGCUACCAUGCUUCAACAUCGACUGGAUGAUAUGAACCAACGAUGGAAUGACUUGAAAGCAAAAUCUGCCAGCAUCAGGGCUCAUUUGGAGGCCAGUGCUGAGAAGUGGAACAGGUUGCUGACAUCUUUAGAAGAACUGAUCAAAUGGCUGAAUAUUAAAGAUGAAGAGCUUAAAAAGCAAAUGCCCAUUGGGGGGGAUGUUCCUGCCUUACAGCUCCAGUAUGAUCACUGUAAAGCCCUGAGACGGGAAUUAAAGGAAAAAGAGUAUUCUGUCCUGAACGCUAUCGACCAAGCUCGAGUGUUCCUGGCUGAUCAGCCAAUUGAGGCCCCUGAAGAACCAAGAAGAAACCUACAAUCAAAAACAGAACUGACUCCUGAGGAGAGAGCCCAAAAGAUUGCCAAAGCCAUGCGUAAACAGUCUUCUGAGGUCAAAGAGAAGUGGGAAAGUCUUAAUGCUGUUACUAGCAACUGGCAAAAGCAAGUGGACAAGGCGUUGGAGAAGCUCAGAGACCUCCAGGGCGCGAUGGACGACCUGGAUGCUGAUAUGAAGGAAGCGGAGGCCGUGAGGAAUGGGUGGAAGCCUGUGGGGGAUUUGCUCAUCGACUCACUGCAGGAUCACAUCGAAAAAACCAUGGCAUUUAGAGAAGAAAUUGCACCAAUCAACUUAAAAGUUAAAACAGUGAAUGAUUUAUCCAGCCAGCUGUCUCCACUUGACCUGCACCCAUCUCUGAAGAUGUCUCGCCAGCUGGAUGACCUCAAUAUGCGAUGGAAACUCUUGCAGGUAUCUGUGGACGAUCGCCUUAAACAGCUUCAGGAAGCCCAUAGAGAUUUUGGACCAUCCUCUCAGCAUUUUCUUUCUACUUCGGUCCAGCUGCCUUGGCAAAGAUCCAUUUCACAUAAUAAAGUGCCCUAUUACAUCAAUCAUCAAACACAGACAACCUGUUGGGAUCAUCCCAAAAUGACUGAACUCUUUCAAUCCCUUGCUGACCUGAACAACGUACGUUUCUCCGCCUACCGUACAGCCAUCAAAAUCCGGAGACUGCAGAAAGCUCUAUGUUUGGAUCUCUUAGACUUGAAUACAACAAAUGAAGUUUUCAAACAGCAUAAGUUGAACCAAAAUGAUCAGCUUCUGAGUGUCCCAGAUGUUAUCAACUGCCUGACAACUGCUUAUGAUGGCCUCGAACAAAUGCACAAGGACCUGGUCAACGUUCCCCUCUGUGUGGAUAUGUGUCUCAACUGGUUGCUCAAUGUAUACGACACGGGUCGAACUGGAAAAAUAAGAGUGCAGAGUCUGAAGAUUGGAUUGACAUCUCUUUCCAAAGGUCUCUUAGAAGAAAAGUACAGAUAUCUUUUUAAGGAGGUGUCGGGGCCAACAGAAAUGUGUGACCAGAGACAGCUUGGCCUGUUACUUCACGAUGCCAUCCAGAUCCCCCGGCAGCUGGGGGAAGUAGCUGCUUUUGGAGGUAGUAACAUUGAACCCAGUGUUCGAAGCUGCUUCCAGCAGAAUAACAACAAGCCAGAGAUAAGUGUGAAGGAAUUUAUAGAUUGGAUGCGUCUGGAGCCACAGUCCAUGGUCUGGCUGCCAGUUUUACAUCGUGUUGCAGCAGCUGAAACUGCAAAACAUCAGGCCAAAUGCAACAUCUGUAAAGAAUGUCCAAUUGUAGGCUUCAGAUAUAGAAGUCUAAAGCACUUUAACUAUGAUGUCUGCCAAAGUUGCUUUUUUUCGGGCCGAACAGCAAAAGGUCACAAAUUACAUUAUCCCAUGGUGGAAUAUUGUAUACCUACAACAUCUGGGGAAGAUGUGCGAGACUUCACAAAGGUUCUGAAGAAUAAGUUCAGAUCAAAGAAAUACUUUGCCAAACAUCCUCGCCUUGGCUACCUGCCUGUCCAGACAGUUCUUGAAGGUGACAACUUAGAGACUCCUAUCACACUCAUCAGUAUGUGGCCCGAGAACUAUGACCCCUCCCAGUCUCCUCAGCUGUUCCAUGAUGACACCCACUCACGAAUAGAGCAAUACGCCACGAGGCUGGCCCAGAUGGAAAGGACUAAUGGGUCUUUCCUCACUGAUAGCAGCUCCACCACAGGAAGUGUGGAGGACGAGCACGCCCUCAUCCAGCAGUACUGCCAGACGCUCGGCGGGGAGUCCCCAGUGAGCCAGCCCCAGAGCCCGGCUCAGAUCCUCAAGUCGGUUGAAAGGGAAGAACGCGGUGAACUGGAGCGGAUCAUUGCUGACUUGGAGGAGGAGCAAAGAAAUCUGCAGGUGGAAUAUGAGCAGCUGAAGGAGCAGCACCUGAGAAGGGGCCUCCCGGUGGGUUCACCUCCAGAGUCAAUUGUAUCUCCUCAUCACACGUCUGAGGAUUCGGAACUUAUAGCAGAAGCGAAGCUCCUCAGGCAACACAAAGGUCGGCUGGAGGCCAGGAUGCAAAUUCUAGAAGAUCACAAUAAACAGCUGGAGUCUCAGCUGCACCGACUUCGACAGCUGCUGGAACAGCCUGAAUCGGAUUCUCGAAUCAAUGGCGUCUCCCCCUGGGCUUCCCCUCAGCAGUCUGCGCUGAAUUACUCUCUGGACUCAGACCCUGGCCCACAGUUCCACCAAACAGCAGCGGAGGACCUGCUGGCCCCGCCCGGGGACACCAGCACUGACCUGGCCGCAGUGAUGGAGCAGAUCAACAGUACGUUUCCGGCUUGCUGCCCAAAUCUCCCCAGCAGACCACAGGCAAUGUGAAGUGUUCAUCUCGCGAAUCAGCAUUUCCUGACGUACAGUAUUGCCCUUUUCAGCAAAUGCCAAUUCCAAGUUCCAUUUGAUCAGAAGCUCCAUGGCCCCUCAGACAUGCUGAAUGUUGGCUGUGUGUCUACUGGAGUAAAACACUGACUAUCCAAAGAGAAAAGGAUAUUUUGUUUUUAUAAUAAUCAUAUAUUAUUAUUUUCUUCUUCCCUUUCUAUGCAACUGUAAAUUAAUGAACAGAGAGGUAUUUGGAAACGGGAAUACAUUUGUGACUGAUUUGUAUACUGUAUACAGUGUUGGGAAAGUGGGUGGGGCUUUCUAAUAUGAUAACUUCUUUUUAAUAACCAUGACAAAAAUUGCCUAUGAAUUAGAAAAGACAAUUUCAUGUUUUUACAUUCCUUCUUGUUAACCUUGUACAAUAACUUCAUUUAUUUCUUGGACUCUUUUGCCAUUAUGUUUGGUUAUUUAUAAUUUAUCAGCCACAUGACCAAAUAGAUUCCCUGUGUUUGUUUCCAUGAUUUGGCCAAAUUAAUAAGUUCAUAGGUUUCAAUCAAAUAUUAUACAUAUAUGGGUUAAGCUACAGCUCUGUGUGUGCUAUUUAACUGCAUUUGACCUCAUACACUUACUUUUUCAGGGCCCACUUUGGAGACCACCAGAAAAAUCCUGUGGGCUCACUGGCAUUUCUAUUGGGAUUUUUUUCCUCUACAUUUUAUUUCCCCACUCUAUAUAAGUAGACCUUGAUUUCUUUAUUUCAUGCCCUGAUCUAUUCAAUAGAGGACACUUAAAGCAGGAUAAAGGUACCCAUUUAAGCACAUUUUUUUAUUUUGACGCAACAACAAAACUUGGCACCCAUCCUAGUUUUUCCAGGUUUUGAUUUUCAUCAUUCAAUGUCCAGGAUACAUUUACCUGAUGAUUGUGGUACCAGAAUCCAUCAGUGUCUGGUUCCCUUAGAAGAAAAUUUUGUUGCUGUUUAUGUAUAUUCAAGACCUUUAUAAUUCUCAAAGCCCCCAGUUUUAUUUUUUUUCUGAAAACACACAAAUUUAAUGCAUAUGUCAUGUUUCUGUUGGUUAAUGAAUACGUGUUUUAUUAUCCCAUUAGAUCAAUGUAUUUGGGAAGGAUUUUCAUUAAGAGUCUGCUUCUAUAGAAGAAUGAAAUUAAAGCUUAGCUGGUGUUACCCCUUACCUGAAGCGUCAGUGCAUUCAGUUAGGUAUUUGGUUGAGCUUCUGAUUUAACAUGUAAUUGAUUCUGUUUAAACAUGUAAUGUAUCUACCAAAUGUAGAGGAACCAAAAAAACUGAAAAUAAUAUGUUUUGAUUCACCUGGCAUAUGUGCUUCUAAAUCAUCAGGACAUUUUAACUUUGGGUUCUCUUGAACUGGGAUCUCUCCAGAAGGAGGCUUAAAGUUAGAAACUGCUAUUCUUUUAGAAUAGGUUGGGUGGGUAGGGGGCAAGGGUAUCUAUUUGCAGCAUAGAUAUUUUGAGAAGAAGAAAAUUGUUUUAUAUAAGAGGAAGCCAUGACCACCUUUCUACCUCAGAUCCAUCUUCAUCCAUUGCGUUGGAAAUAGCUUUAUGCCGCUGCAGUCUGAAAAAUCUAGAGCUUUUAUCAGGCCACAUAUUCCCCAAGAAAAACACCUAUUUAAAGAAAAGAAACUCCCUGAUCUCUGAACUACAUGUUGUAGAUUUGGUGUCUUCCUUGUUCUUACUUUGAAAAGUCCUGUAUUAAUUUUUUUCUGCCUGUGUUUGUGUGAGACAUGUCCUCUCUCUGCUAUUAAGGAACAGCUACAUAAAACACUACGUUGUAACCGUCUAAGUAAUAAUAAAUAAAAAGAAAUGUAUGGCAGUAACAACAAGGGGAAAUAAAUAUGUAGUUCUUUUGAAAUAUGUGGUAAAGAACUAAUCAUAGACUAUCAUCUAAUCUGGUUACAUGUUGUAUUUUUCAUCCUGAAUAAAAGUAAUUUUAACACAAGAUGACUUUGAUCUUCUUCAGCUGUGUUC
Messenger RNA from Talpa occidentalis (Iberian mole), 12767 nucleotides. It is a transcript of the gene UTRN, whose product is annotated as utrophin. Gene Ontology annotation, biological process: synaptic signaling. NCBI's taxonomy places the organism in Eukaryota, Metazoa, Chordata, Mammalia, Eulipotyphla, Talpidae. The record is from RefSeq and is a predicted model, not a curated record. The transcript has 76 exons. Gene Ontology annotation, molecular function: zinc ion binding; protein binding. Gene Ontology annotation, cellular component: plasma membrane. Bases 477 to 10775 code for a protein of 3432 amino acids.